CCGCGGGCGGCAGACGAGCGGUAGGGUGCACGCGCAACUCCGGGGGACUAGCGAGGCUGUCCAAGUGGAAUUCGGAAUCUUCAUCCUCCUCCUUCAUCCUCGCCAUCGUCCUGUUGUUAAUCUCUGCGACUGCCUUUCUUGUUUGCGAGCCAGAAAAACAAGAAGACGAAGAAGAUGGCGGACAGCAAAGUGGAGAGCGGCGGCGAGUUGAGCGCCAAGGAGUUGAAGGAGAAGAAAACUGUGGAGGAAAAAAACGGCGACGACACCACCGCCAACGGAAAAACGGACGAGGAGAACGGGGAGCAGGACAACGAGGCGGAGGAUGACGACGAUGUAGGAGACGAGGAAGAAGAGGACGGCGAGGGUGAGGAAGAGGACGAAGAGGACGAUGACCUGGUCACACCCACAGGGAAGAGAACAGCUGAGGAUGACGAUGAUGAUGAUGAAGAUGACGAGGACGAAGUGGAGCGGAAGAAGCAGAAGACGGACAAGUAGACGACAACCACCGUGACGUCCAAACCUCAGUCCUCCCUUCCGAACGUCCGAAAGAGAAUUUGUUUGUAUUUUUAUUUACAUUUUAUAUUUUUGUAUAUAUUGUACGGAGGUCGGCCAUCUUGACGAGUAUCAAGCGGUGCUCCGAAGACAUUUUAACACCCGGAAAAUGUCAGCGUACACAAGCAUCCUGUCUCACACACACACACACACACACACACACACACACACACACUCACACACAGUCUCACACACGUUGCGCAGAAACACAUUCACAAAUGCCCAUGCGGGGCGAAGGAUGCGUUUAGGUACACCGAGGUGUUGCGGCACUUUGCCGCUUAUGUUUUUCGUGCUAGUUUGUCGUAGAUGAGCAGGAUGUAGCGUGAUGUCCUAGUCAGAAUGUUUUCAUGUCCAUGUUACGUUGUUGGAAAAUAAAGUCAUUGGAUUUUGUCCAUU
Hippocampus comes (tiger tail seahorse) is the source of this 948-nucleotide messenger RNA. RefSeq names its product prothymosin alpha a (gene ptmaa). Gene Ontology annotation, molecular function: histone binding. The record is from RefSeq and is a predicted model, not a curated record. Gene Ontology annotation, cellular component: nucleus. The coding region runs from base 175 to 495 and encodes 106 amino acids. The transcript is spliced from 5 exons. Gene Ontology annotation, biological process: positive regulation of transcription by RNA polymerase II; negative regulation of apoptotic process. NCBI's taxonomy places the organism in Eukaryota, Metazoa, Chordata, Actinopteri, Syngnathiformes, Syngnathidae.